CAGUUUGGCUUCACGGCCAUAUUUUUAUUCAAGCUGGCGAAGGCAUGGUGGAAAGAACCAGAUACUGGAGUGCCGGCGGGCGCACGCGAAGGCUGCGCGGCAGCACGCAUGUGGCGUGCGGCAUGCAGCGUGUUGGUGUGCCCCGAUGCUGAUGCCGCUUGGACCCGCAUCUCUGAUACUGCGCCACCAGACACUGUUUGGCACUCCCUACGCAACUGCGUUGCAUAUCAAGCUGGUGUAUGGCAGAACUUACUAGCAAAAGGCAUAGAUGAUGUAAUCCAACCUGCAGCGUUUAAAUUGGCUAUAGUAUUGAGACACACACCUACAGAUCUCACCGUACGCCUGCUGGCAGAUUUAUUGCGCCUGCAUCCACAAUCUCAAGACCUGACCUCAUACGUGCUGGCGCUGCUGACCGACGACGAGGCGGCAUGGUGUGGAGCGUGUGGUGCGGGCUCGCCGGGCGGCGGCACGCCGGGCCCGGCGCCGCUGAGAGACCUGCAGCUAUUUGGUGAUUGCGAGCUUUCCAUCCUCGCAGCCAGCCGCGAAGAGUACGAGGCCCAUGCUAAGCUGGUCCGCGCAGAGUAUGCAGCAAUGAGCAAUAAGAACUACGUGGAACUAAGGAUAAAGGUCCUGAACCAGUUCUCACAAAUCCCUAAGCUAUAUCACACACCAGAGUUCGAGUUUCUUGAGCCGCUUGCGCGUGAAAACAUUGAACGAGAAAUUUGCACUCUACGUGAACACCUGCUCACAGGUCAACAGGAGUAAACUCGAUGGAAGCCCAACAUGAGGCAAAUAAUGUCUUGUGUUAGUCCAAGCUAGCAAACAAUAUUUACGAUUGGAAGGCAUGGCUUGCCAGAUUACUGCGUUAGACACAUUUCGUUGCGCUUAAGGCUAUGUUUGUGUUCGUGAAAACGUAUUU
This is a messenger RNA of Cydia strobilella, 919 nucleotides long. RefSeq lists its product as uncharacterized. The transcript has 5 exons. The annotation marks the transcript as partial. NCBI's taxonomy places the organism in Eukaryota, Metazoa, Arthropoda, Insecta, Lepidoptera, Tortricidae. The record is from RefSeq and is a predicted model, not a curated record.